CGAGGGCCAGGCCCAGGGUGGUCCAGACACAGCAGCCAGGGGCCACUCUCUGAGGCUCGUGCAGAGUCUCGGUUCAAAGACGCGCAGGAUAAGAGCUGCCCAGUGACCCUGGGACUUUGCUCUGCUCCUCAGCAGAAAACUUCCCUCAGCACUUGCCUCUCUGGAGAACCCAUCAUGGGAGCCCCAGCUGUCCUCCUUGCCGUGGCCCUCGCCACCCUCCUGGCUCCAGCGUCAGGGGCGCCCGUCCGCCAGCAGGCCUCCCGGAACAAGCUGCUCCUGGUAUCCUUCGACGGUUUCCGCUGGAACUAUGACCAGGACGUGGACACCCCCAACCUGGAUGCCAUGGCACUGGACGGGGUGAAAGCUCGCUACAUGACCCCGGCCUUCAUCACCUUGACCAGCCCCUGCCACUUCACUCUGGUCACUGGCAAAUACAUCGAGAAUCACGGGGUGGUUCACAACAUGUUCUACAACACGAGCAGCAAGCUGAAGUGGCCCUACCACACCACGCUGGGCAUCCAGAAAUGGUGGGACAACGGCAGCCUGCCCAUCUGGAUCACCGCCCAGAGGCAGGGCCUGAAGACCGGCUCCUUCUUCUACCCCGGCGGGAACGUCACCUACCAAGGCGAAGCCGUGACGCUGAGCCGGAAGGAAGGCAUCCUACACAACUAUAAGAAUGAGGUGGAGUGGAGGGCCAACAUCGACACAGUGAUGAAGUGGUUCACGGACGAGGGCCUGGACCUGGUCACCCUCUACUUCGGAGAGCCGGACUCCACGGGCCACAGGUAUGGCCCCGAGUCCCAGGAGAGGAAGGAGAUAGUGAUGCAGGUGGACAGGACUGUAGGCUACCUCCGGGACAGCAUCAGGAAGAGCGGCCUGGAGAGCAACCUCAACCUGCUCAUUGUGUCCGACCACGGCAUGACCACCGUCAACAAGAUGGCCAGCGACCUGGUGGAACUCCACAAGGUCUCCAACUUCAGCUUCAAGGACAUUGAGUUUGAGCUCCUAGACUAUGGACCAAACGGGAUGCUGCUCCCCAAGGAAGGAAUGCUGGAGAAGGUGUACGAGGCCCUCAAGGACGCCCACCCCAGACUCCACGUCUACAAGAAGGAGUUCUUCCCCAAAUCCCUCCACUACGCCAAUCACUCCCGGGUCACCCCUCUGCUUAUGUACAGUGACCCGGGUUACGUCAUCCACGGGAGAGUGAACGUGCAGUUCAACAAUGGGGAGCAUGGCUUUGACAAUAAGGUCAUGGACAUGAAGACCAUCUUCCGGGCGGUGGGCCCCAGCUUCAAGAAGGGCCUGGAGGUGGAACCCUUCGAGAGCGUCCACGUGUAUGAGCUCAUGUGCAAACUGCUGGGCAUCGUGCCAGAGGCCAACGAUGGGCUCCUCAGCACCCUGCUGCCUAUUCUCCAGGAGACCAACGACGGUGUCCUGAGCACCCAGACACCCACACUCAGCCCCUCGCUGACCACGACACCCUCAGGGUCUGCCCUCCUGCCAAGCGGCUGGCCUCCCUUGGUGUUGGGACUGCUGGUGGCUGCAACUCUCCUGGUCAAGGUCGCAUAACACCCACUGCUCAAGGAUCAGAGGCCCAGGAGGCCCAUCUCUUCCAAGAAGCCUCCAGAAGCUGCAAACAGGAUCUGAGCCUGCUCCUGCUGUGAUGAUCUACUGGAUACAGAUGGGCCUGUCUCCUCAGUAGACAUGGGACCAGGCCUACAUGCCUCCGUGUCUCCACAGCCCCAGCCUAGGCUUGGCCAUCAUCAUGGCCAAGCAAUCUUGCCAUCAACAUGCUAGCAAUCUGACCCCUGCCCAGGUUUAGAUCUCUGGGGGCAUAAUCUGGUUCACUGGCCCACAGCCCCCAGAUUCCCAAGAUGCCCCCAUUCCUUCCCUCCUUCUCCUUCUCCUUCAAGCCCCCUUUCCACCUCCUCCUCUCCUCUCAAAGCAGAACCACCCCCAUGACAGCACGGGGCGGGGCGGGGGGUGGGGCAUGGAUGGGGAAGGGCGGUCACCGAGUGCACAGUGAUGGGGAGGGGGUACCUGAGUGCCCUCUUGGGAAGGUGCAGCAGGCUUGGUGGUGGUUGUACUAGGACAGAAGCCUCAAACACUCACACCCCAAACUCCAUCUCCAGUGGGCGAUGAGGAGCCUCUGCCCUGGAGCUCCCAGCCCUGAGUCCGCACACCUCCAGCUGAGGGGCCAUCUCCAUCUCCAGGACCAGGUCCUGCCCGCAGGCCACCAGGAGUGCACCGCCAGGCAGAAAGCACGGAUGGGAAUAAAGGACCCCACUGGCUGUUACCAAAACAUAGUGACCAAUGUGGGUGCAACUUUUUAUUCUAAAGCCUGCUGGUUUCUUAUAGUCUUGCCACUUGGAUCCAGGUUAUAAUAAACUCCUAGUUUCUUAGGAGGCUGACAAACACAGGGGAACCUACCCAUUCUUGCUGGGAACAGGCCCUGGCUGGACUGCCAGCAAAAGCUGGUAAAGGCUGGGCUCCCCAUUAAAAAGCAAAGGGGGGGAUGAGAACUGAUAGGAAACCAGAACUCUUUGCCACAUUGCUCAGCUAAAAAGAAAAUGCUGCAAAUGGUAGAAUGCCAUUGUGGCGGGGGGCGGGGGGGGGUGUAAAUCUACACAUAAGACGUAUCCUUAGAGAAGUUUCAAGAAAAGGUGAGUAUUGACUGGCUUCAGAGGGGACCUGGGUGGCCAGGCCAGGAGCAGGGGGCCAUGUCCACCACCUAGUGCCUUGGACAUUGUCAGUAUUGAGCCACUUCAAGGACUGUGCACUCACAACAGCUUUCAAGAGCAUAGACUUUGGAGUCAGACCAAGUACUGCUCCAGUCUGUCCCCAUGGCCUGAGGGGAGUAGUUUACCUCCCCCAGCCUCAGUUUCCCCAUUUGGAAAAAUUGUCCAUGUCUCUGAGAUUACCCCAGGACGAAGCACCGAGACAGGUGAUUCUUAGAUAGUAGCCACGGGGAUAAUUAAAACCCUACUAUGGGAGAUGCUAAAGUUGUUAAAUUCAGCUCUUGCGUAUAAAUCCAGCUAUAACAAUGACAGACACAUUCUUUGAAGGACGGGUUUGUCAGGAUCUGUCUAUUCCCUGUCUAUGAAUCCCUCCUUUCCCUUCCCCGGGCCUCUUACUUCUACCUGCAGCUUGAGCCCCAUCUCCAUCUGCAGGAUCAAUCCCAACCUGCCCUCCACAGCUGCCUAAGCACCGGCCUGGAGCUGGAGUCCUGCCUGACCGGAAAGGCCCUGUGGCUCCCUGGCCCUGCAUCCCAUAGUUGUCCUGGAAGGACUGCCCCACCCCCACCACCCGCAGCCCUACUGGGAUACCCAGGCCCUCCUGGCUGCCCACACUGGCUUCUGAAUCUGGACAGGCCCAAAUCAGGCUGGAGGAAACCAGUGGGUGAGGUAUCCCUUUGCAUCCAUGUACAUGGAGCAGUGAGCGCUCACAGAUGUCAGCAUAACCGCCAUGACCCCCAUCUCUAAGAGACACCCAACCUUUCACCAAGAGCCCACAACGACCAUGGCCAGACUAGCCUACUUUCCAGGGACGAGCCAACAGAUAUUCUGAGAAUCACUCUCGAUCAGCUUUCUCAAACAGAAAAGAAAAAGAGAGAGAAAAGAGAGAUACCUGCCUUAUAUUUGUUUUUAUGAUUACCUUCAGCUUGGGUGAAUGCUACUGAUUUUCCAUUUGUGUUCUGUUAUUUUCUAAGUUUUUUCCUUUUAAAAGUAACUUAAGUGAAAAAAAAAUGAGUUGAUUUAAAGAAAAAUGUUGACUGAUAGACACAACAAAACAAAAAUAAUAAAGGAGGUUUUCCAGAGUCAGGAUAACCACA
Molecule: messenger RNA, 3832 nt
Organism: Dama dama (fallow deer)
Lineage: Eukaryota; Metazoa; Chordata; Mammalia; Artiodactyla; Cervidae
Gene: ENPP7
Product: ectonucleotide pyrophosphatase/phosphodiesterase 7
Exons: 6
Coding region: 175-1569 (464 amino acids)
Source: RefSeq, a predicted model, not a curated record